Messenger RNA from Aricia agestis (brown argus), 981 nucleotides. RefSeq names its product electron transfer flavoprotein subunit beta (gene Etfb). The transcript has 6 exons. The record is from RefSeq and is a predicted model, not a curated record. The coding region runs from base 109 to 870 and encodes 253 amino acids. Gene Ontology annotation, cellular component: cytosol. Gene Ontology annotation, molecular function: electron transfer activity. Lineage: Eukaryota; Metazoa; Arthropoda; Insecta; Lepidoptera; Lycaenidae.
AUUAUUGGACUUCGCACUUUUUGCGAGUUAAAAAUUUUAACUUUUGUAUUUUAUUUUGUGUAAAAAUUGUAUUUUUAUAUACAUUUUCUAACUGAAAUUAUCGGUACAAUGGCUCGUGUAUUAGUUGGUGUAAAGAGAGUUAUAGACUAUGCCGUUAAGAUUCGUGUCAAGCCAGACAAAUCUGGUGUGGUCACGGAAGGUGUGAAGCACUCGAUGAACCCAUUUGAUGAGAUUGCUGUGGAGGAGGCUGUGAGGAUGAAGGAGAAAAAACUGGCCAGUGAAGUGAUUGCCGUCUCUUGUGGACCAACUCAAGCUCAAGAAACCCUAAGAACAGCUUUAGCUAUGGGUGCAGACAGAGCAAUUCAUGUAGAAGUUGCUGGGGCAGAGUACGAGACUUUACAGCCCCUUCAUGUUGCUAAAAUCUUGGCCAAAUUGUCACAAGAUGAAAAAGCAGACUUAGUCAUUGUUGGCAAACAGGCUAUUGAUGAUGAUUCCAAUCAGACAGCACAAAUGACUGCCGCCAUUCUGGACUGGCCCCAGGGCACUUUUGCCUCAAAGGUUGAGAAGACCGAUUCUGGGCUGACAGUGACCAGAGAAAUUGAUGGCGGUUUGGAAGUGAUCAAAACUAAACUGCCAGCAGUUCUCAGCGCUGACCUGCGACUCAACGAGCCAAGAUAUGCUACGCUGCCCAAUAUCAUGAAAGCCAAGAAGAAGCCAAUGAAGAAAUUGACCGCCAAGGAUUUGGGUGUCGAUUUGGCGCCGAGAAUCAAGGUCAUCAGUGUAGAAGACCCACCAGUCAGACAAGCGGGCUCCAUCGUACCCGACGUCGACACACUGGUCGCCAAACUCAAGGAGGGGGGACACGCUUAGUUCAAACCACCAAACAUAGCCCAAUGUUUAUUAACAACACAUAAGAGAUUUGUACAUGGUUUUUAUGAAUGUAGGUUUAUAAUCAUGUUGAAUAUAACUUUAUCAUGUUUA